Molecule: messenger RNA, 2703 nt
Organism: Ornithodoros turicata
Lineage: Eukaryota; Metazoa; Arthropoda; Arachnida; Ixodida; Argasidae
Exons: 16
Coding region: 462-2036 (524 amino acids)
Source: RefSeq, a predicted model, not a curated record
UGUUUGUUACUGUGCAUCGAGAAACCGAGGGCAUGAGCCAGAUCGCAAUUUCUUGCGGCACCGCCUAGCCUGGGUACUGCAUUACUGUCUUAGGCGUGGGUACUGCAAUCUAAGCAUUCGGUGUCUCUCGCCGAAAAGAUCUUUGUUUCUCCAUGAUGAUGCACCAGUUAGCGAUGGGUAAACUUUCAUACAGGACAAACACAUUGCAGCUCUGUUCAUAUCUCUCUUUUGGCAAGAAGACCAGUACCCUGAGGUAUUGCAGCUUGUACCUGGCUUCACUGUGGUGGCGUGUGGACCAGCCCCUGCUGCUGCAGAAUUUGGAAUUUUCUGUUACCACAUGCCCUUCCAUCAACACUGCAGCAAGCUUUUGGUGCCGCAGGUGUUGCUCGUGUGCCUGUACGGUUUCGGGCACAUUAUAGAAAAUCAGUCUCCGAGUGCUGUGUAACGAUACCAGGGAAUAUAUGUCACCGUCAGUGAUGCAGUGCUGCGUUCGAGGCUGCGUAAAUAACGGAACCAAAGUGAACUCGCAAGAAGUGCACUUGUACAGAAUUCCACGCAGUGAGCCUCUCCGAAGCCAGUGGCUCGAGUUAAUAGACUGGCAGGGUCCUCCACCUAAUACCAAGACACGCGUAUGCAAUCUCCAUUUUGAUACGAGUGAUUACUACCAUAACCCGAUUGCGCUGAGGUCAGUCGGGAUGCUGCUAUCCUGUCUCAGCCGUCUAAAGACCGGUGUUCUGCCGUCGCUCAACCUACCCUGCACAAAUCGGCCGAGUAAGCGGCAGAGGACUGACGAUUGCCCUGCGGAUGCAGCUGAGCGUGUCAGUGCCGUAAAGAUGGAGCCAAAUUUUCACAACAUACUGUCAAGUAGCGCUGCUGGGGUACAUCGGGGGCCUACGGAAACGGUUGAAGGCACCUCGUACAGCGCUGCGGCCGUAGCUGUGCGCGAUGGUACGAUAAAAGCGGAACCGAUCUGUAAUGACGUUCCAUCGAGUAACGCAGUUCGAAACAAUCUGAAACCUACGAAAACAGUUGGAGACACCUCGCAUUGUGCAAUGGCUGUAGCUGAGCACAACAAUCCAAUAAAAACGGAACCAAAUUUUCAUGACGUUUCGUCAAGUAACACAGCUGGUAGCGAUCUGGAACCUACGGAGACGGUUGAAGGCAAGUCACACGGCGUUGCGGUCUCUGCGGCUGUAACUGAGCACGCCAAUACAAUAAGAGCGGAACCAAAUUUUCACGACGUUCACUCGAGUGGUGCAGCAGGAAGCAACCUGGAACCUACGGAAACAGUUGAAGGCACCUCAGGCAGCACGAUACCUGAGUUCUGCAAGGCAAUAAAAAUGGAGCCAGAUUUUCGUGGCAUUCCUUCGGGUUGUACAGCUGGAAGCGACCUGGAGCUUACAGACAAAGUUGAAGACACUUCACCUGGCUCUGUGGCAUCUGUUAAUCUUGAAAAUGAGACUCAGUCACGUGAAACGAUUGAACCGAUCUCACACAGUACCACGCCUGUUGGAAAGGAGGCAGCAGGAACGGUGGUGUUUAGCCUACUGAGCAAGCUGCCAAAACAUAUGACACACGGGAGCUUACAGGGGCUUGCACCACUAGAAGUGAACCUGCAGGGUCAUCAGAUGCAUCUUGUUGGUAUGCCUGAAAAGGUACAACCGAUCCUGCAAGGUACCGCGGUCGUUGGAACAGAGGCAGCAGGAACGAUGGUAUUGAACCUGCUGAACCAGGUGUCACAACAUGCAAGCUCCCCAAGUCUUGUGCCAGGAGUUAUGAAUCUACAGAACGUUCACACGCACCUUGCCAGUACGCCCGAAAAGGAACAAACUGGCGCAUCCCGCAAGAAAUCGUACGUAUACAUGGAGACCUCGAUGCGUACGACGACCGUGCCGCCGAAGGUGUACACGAAGGGUGUUCAGACGAGCAGGCUGAAGAAGGGCACAAAGGGCUGCCAAGCGGCGUGCCUUGCAAAAGCAAUGUGUAGCGUUGCUGUACAAGUGGAUCGCGACGAAGACGACGACGAAUCGGAGUAACAACAGUCCCCAAUCCGUCGCUGCUCACCGGCUCUGGUCCUAAGAGAGCGUCUGGACGUCGCUGCUCUAUGUGCCACUGCAUCUGAAGAAACUACGGUCUGAGACCAACAAGAUCCCGCCAACCAUCUGCCAAGAGCCCGCCAUCCCGUUCGGCUGAAUUCAAGACCCGUUGCCUCGACCAUUGAAAGCAGUACGAGAAGGCAAAACCUGCCUGAAGACCUGGCAACCAGGCGGGCAACCCGAGACGGAGGCAGUGAAGACCUGGGCUUCAAAUUAGGAAGAUUGACUGCCCCGCUAAUGCGCAAGAAGUGAUGCUGUGUAUGCUGUGAGCUGUGUUAGCUAAGUGACCUGUUGGAAGUCCCUCAACGGAUAUCAGGUUUUCCAACAGCUGCAAGCCCAGCUUUUCUCAGCUGCAUCCACUUAUGCAGCACCAUGUGGAUGUGCACAGCUUUAAAGUGACUUAUGAAAUUCAUAAAUUCAGUCCUGAAGCAGGAUUCCGCCAGGAUUCCACAGCCAAGAGGAAGUGCAGGACCGUCAGUUCACUCUGAAGAACUGCAGCUUGAAUUUGGGGCAUUGUAGUAAUCUUUGGUGAAAAUGGAAAAGCCAUUGCUCAGAAUGACCAAGAAGUGAUACAACAUGGCUAUUAAAGGAAAUCUUUUGAGCAGCA